This is a messenger RNA of Carassius gibelio (silver crucian carp), 1665 nucleotides long. Its product is annotated as GTPase IMAP family member 4-like. The transcript is spliced from 2 exons. Gene Ontology annotation, molecular function: GTP binding. The record is from RefSeq and is a predicted model, not a curated record. Bases 299 to 1216 code for a protein of 305 amino acids. NCBI's taxonomy places the organism in Eukaryota, Metazoa, Chordata, Actinopteri, Cypriniformes, Cyprinidae.
CGGACUUGUCUCACAGAUGCCAGCGAAUAGAGAUCAACGUAUUUUGUACAGAGCGGAGGAACAGUUGUUUUCGCUUGUAGCUCGUUUACUACAUCACUACGAGUGAAAAGAGGCCUAAUUCGUAUACUAAAAACGUUUUGCUCGCGAGUUAUUGAUCCGGAAAAGUCGAACAUGUGAAUUUCUUGCCAGUUUUACCGAAGUUGUGAUUCUUUUCACUCCACUCAUAACGUUAAAAGUGAAAGUGAAAGCAAAAUCUCCGUAUAGUUUACUGCACGGCCACACCAAGGAGAGAGAUAAAAUGUACAGACGCAGGAGAAGUAUGGAAGAUAUUUAUAGACGAUUUGCAGAUGAACAUCCAGAUCUCAGGAUUGUGCUGCUGGGUAAAACUGGAUCAGGGAAGAGUUCAACAGGAAACACCAUCAUCGGCGACUCUGUGUUUAAGAGUGGUAUGUCAUCUAAGUCUAUUACUAAUGAUUGUCAACGACAUCUGGCAACAGUGGAGAACAGAAUCAUCUCGGUGAUCGACACUCCAGGAACGCUUGAUACGUCCAUGACUGAAGAAAAACUGAAAGCUGAAACAGAGAAGUGUGUCUACAUGUCUGCUCCUGGUCCUCAUGUGUUUCUGCUGGUCAUGAGACUGGACGUUAAAUUCACAAUUGAGGAGAAAAACACAGUGAAAUGGAUUCAGGAGAACUUUGGAGAAGAAGCUACUCGAUACACAAUCAUUCUGUUCACUAGAGGAGAUCAGCUGAAGGGACAAACAUUAGAUGAUUUUAUCAGUGAAGAUAAUGAUCUCAAGGCUCUUAUUAAAGUGUAUCGUGAUAGAUAUCAUUUAUUCAAUAAUGAAGACAUGAAGAAUCGCUCUCAGGUCACUGAACUGCUGAAGAAGAUUGAGGAGAUGGUGGAGGAGAAUGGAGGACAGCACUACACUAACGAGAUGUAUAGAAAAGCCCAGGAUGAAAUUAAACGGGAGGCUCUGAAACAAAGAGCUAAAGGUUAUGGCAGAAAAGCACUAGAAGUAAUAGGAGGAGUAACAGUCGUAGCAGGAGCAGGAGCAGGAGUAGGAGUAGCAGUGGCAGGAGAAGCAGCAGCAGCAGGAGCAGGAGCAGUAGCAGCAGCAGUAGCAGCAGGAGCAGGAGCAGGAGCAGUAGCAGCAGCAGUAGCAGUAGCAGCAGUAGGUGCAGGUGUAUUAGCUAAAGCAGGCUUGAGACGGUAAUGCACAGUUACUUUAAAUGACAAAAAAAAAAAGAUUAUAUAUAUUCUUCCGAUAGCUGUAUGUGAAGCACAUCAUGUGACACAGUUGUGUUACCCGAGUUUGAUUCCUUGCUUGUGGUCCUUUUCACAUUUCUCCUGCUUUGCUUCCUGUCAAAUCUCUAUACUUUCCUGUCCAAAUAAAUGUCACAAAUAUUAAUAUGCUGUUUCUAAAUGCCUAAUCAGUUCUUUGCAAUCACAAGCAGAUUUAAUAGAGGGACUAAGUUGUUUGUAAAACAUUUGCAAGCAUUGUAUUAAAUGUUUUAAUUAUUAAGUAUGGUUUAUUUUGAUUAAAAUGAUCUAUUUUAAUUCUUGUUUAGAAACCACACAUACACAUCCAUAUUCACAUGUACUUCCUGAUUAUCUUUGUUCUACCUGCUUCAAUGAAUAAAUAAAGUGGUCGUGUGGAAUUCA